This is a messenger RNA of Mycotypha africana, 594 nucleotides long. RefSeq lists its product as uncharacterized. The coding region runs from base 1 to 594 and encodes 197 amino acids. The transcript is spliced from 2 exons. NCBI's taxonomy places the organism in Eukaryota, Fungi, Mucoromycota, Mucoromycetes, Mucorales, Mycotyphaceae. The record is from RefSeq and is a predicted model, not a curated record.
AUGCGUGCAUUAGAAUUAUUACUUCGUUUUGGUAUAGGAUGGCAUCCUAAAACAAAGCUGUACUGGGCAUUUCCAACGUUUAAGAAAGUCAAAGGGCUUGGUUAUUACGUCCAUCUACAAAAAGAAGUAUUGGAGUCGCUCCAAAAAGGAGCAUAUAACGCAACAUUUCGAGGUGUUGCCACUUAUCGAACGGAUAUGUUACAACACGUUGAGCAGUUGUUAUUCAAACAACCAUUGUCAGAGAUGCAGCAAUGUCCAUCUAACAUUUAUCAUACUGUCAGACCAACUUCAUCCAAAUCAAAAUGGGAAGUAGAUGAUUCACAAAAGCAAUUAGCGCCGAUGGGUUAUCAAUGUAUAUUAUCUUUCAAUCAGACCGAUAUACGGCCAUUUUGCGAACUUGAUCAUCAAAUAGGAGAUCAAAAGAAUAUACCCUGCUAUAAUAUGUAUAAGUUAUGUUCCACAGACGCUGCAGCGAAACUGUUAUCCGAUGUACGAAUACUUUCAAAUGAACCUGUUGCUUUUGCUUUACCAAAACAGCCCGGAACAUUGAACCUAGCUAUCAGCUUAUGGCGUUGUAGACAAUUUAUUUCAUAA